ACAGCGGGUGCACUAUACCCCGAUAGCUUACCGCCUUUGAUUCUACUCCGUUCGUCGCGAAUCUCGAUAUGGCGGCAGAUGCGCUGGAAACCAAUUGCCCGUCAUUGUUGGCUCCCGCCGACCUCGAAUUCGUGUGCAGUGGACCCUACUACGCGCUUGAUGUCCAAGUCACCAUCUUCCAGGCCUUCCUUUCAGGCCUAGGUAAUUGAAAAUCCCGGCGAUCAAUUCGACAUUGCCCUAAGCCGCCGUCAUGAAUUUGUCGCUUGUUGAUCCGUUCGUCCUGGCGCAGGACUAUCCGGAUACCUUGACAGAGAAAUUGCGGAGUGGCCAUGCGACAUGUCUACGAUUCAACCACACUGGCGACUACCUAGCAUCCGGGCGAGUGGACGGUACCGUUGUGAUCUUUGACAUCGAGACGAACGGUGUUGCGCGCAAGCUCCAGGGUCAUACUCGGCAGAUCCAGUCUCUUAGUUGGUCUCGAGAUGGCCGGUACCUGCUUACCUCCUCGCAAGAUUGGAAGUGUAUAUUGUGGGACUUGAAAGAUGGCUCCCGUGUGCGCACGGUCAGAUUCGAAGCACCAGUCUACAUUGCGGAGCUACACCCAUUCAACCACCUCCUUUUCGUGGCCUCGUUAUUCGAAGACCAACCCGUUCUCGUCGACAUAUCCUCAUCGAAACCAAUCAAGCGAAUUCUCCCCUCCGCACCCCUCCGUCCUCAGCCUACAAACGGUGAGGAAGUUGACCCCGCCGUCGCCGCCAAACAAGCUGCGCAAGAUGCAAAGCAUUCGACAUGCGUCACCAUAUUUACAGCAUUUGGCAAUCACAUCAUUGCAGGCACCUCCAAGGGCUGGAUCAACAUCAUUGAGACGGAAACAUGCACGACAAUCCAUUCCAUGCGUCUCUGCAAUGGAGUCGUCAUCCUCGCCCGUCUUGCCAACAACGGACGUGACCUACUUGUCAACAGCUCAGACCGUGUCAUUCGCACCAUCCUCAUGCCUGACCUCUCCCAAUUGGGUAUUGACUUUGAGCCCUCCGCCAUUAAACUACAAGUGGAGCACAAAUUCCAAGACGUCGUUAACAGGUUAAGCUGGAAUCACGUCACCUUCUCAUCAACCGGCGAAUUCGUCACUGCAACUACAUUUAUGAACCCAGAUAUCUAUGUCUGGGAACGUAGCCACGGCUCUCUCGUCAAGAUCCUCGAGGGUCCACGCGAGGAGCUCGGCGUGGUCGAAUGGCACCCCUCGCGCCCUAUGGUGGUUGCUUGUGGUCUGGAGUCCGGUUGUAUAUAUACAUGGUCGAUCAUCAGCCCGCAAAAAUGGUCCGCCCUAGCUCCAGAUUUUGGCGAAGUCGAGGAGAACGUGGAGUACGUGGAGCGCGAAGACGAGUUCGACGUGCACCCUGCCGAACAAGUGCAUCAACGCCGACUCGAUCUCGAGGAUGAGGAACCGGACGUGAUCACUCUGGAUCGCGCCCAGAACUCCAUCGACGCAGAACAGGCUGGUGUCUUCAGUAUGCCAGUCCUUCUGGAUAUCUCGGACAGCGAAAGCGGCGAGGAUAUUAUCGCGGUUGGUCCCGGUACGAUGCGCCGCCGUACUCCCGGUGAUGGAGAUGCCGAUAAGGACUCCAAGUCUGGUGCCAAUAGUGUCGCGCGUGGCGCAGGCAGGAGUCGCCGACGAUAAAAGAGUGAUUUGAUUGUUCUAUUUUUCUGUUGGGUCAUUGGUCUAGUAUUGCACAGACUGGACAUCAUUGCAUAUGGUUGGUGUUUGAAAGGCAUGGGUUUGGAACGGCGUUUCGGAGAUUUUCCCUGAUGGUACAGCAAGUACUAAUGAUCGGACAGUAUGCCUUUAUUAUUAAGUCAUGUCCCCUUGUCAGAUCCUCGAAACAACCCCACAAAAAUAAAUAACAAUAAUCCAUGAUCAGGAGAGGCUGUUUCUUCCCUUACUCUACAGUCCUCGUCCUACACUCCCGUUUCGAUUCACACCGAAUCACCCUCCACGCCCUCAGGCAAAAUCCACAUUGUCGUCUAUCUGGUCCUCCUGAUGGUCUUGCUGGUGGUCUUGCUGGUGGUCUUGCUGGUGGUCUUGCUGGUGGUCUUGCUGGUGGCCUUCCUGAGUGGCACCGUUUUGUAGCUGCAACACUGGGCGGGCUGGUCUCUGCUGCUGUUGUUCCAACACUCGCUGCUGCAUGAGCAGAUUUUGCUGCAGUUGGAUUUGCAAUGAUAGCUGCUGUUGCAUCAGCUGCUGCGACUGAAGCUGCAGCUGGAUUUGCAUGGUUGCGAGGUGGAUUGUGUGGUUGUUUCGAGGAGCGUGCCACACCAGGUUUCCCUGACGAGAAGGGCCGAAGAGGUAGGAGAACACGACCUGGCCGGGCUGCUAUCUAUCAAUCAAACUUGGUCCCGGCAACAUGGGGACUCGAAAGGCUCACAGUGUGGACGUUGUUGAGCCUUUGUCUUACAUCUUGACCACCAUUGCUUCGCAACCCCCCGCGCUGGCGGUUUCGAGGGCAGUCGUGUCGGUGGUCUGAUUCUCGCUGAUUAGGAAAGUCCAUGGAUCAUAGCGUAACAAGGAGACACUCACGCUGCCCGCGUCCCAGGCACCCGCCGCAGGGACGAUACUGGGGCAUUCAUUAGCUCUGGUUCAUGAGGUUUUUCUGGAUGAAUACGAAAGACACUCACAAUACGGUUGAUGCGACAUCCACCACGACGUCCACCAUGGCCAUCGCGGC
Molecule: messenger RNA, 2723 nt
Organism: Penicillium brasilianum
Lineage: Eukaryota; Fungi; Ascomycota; Eurotiomycetes; Eurotiales; Aspergillaceae
Source: the annotation of a GenBank genome assembly